Molecule: messenger RNA, 1916 nt
Organism: Suillus clintonianus
Lineage: Eukaryota; Fungi; Basidiomycota; Agaricomycetes; Boletales; Suillaceae
Exons: 9
Coding region: 91-1662 (523 amino acids)
Biological process (GO): DNA damage response
Cellular component (GO): nucleus; cytoplasm
Molecular function (GO): phosphatase activity
Source: RefSeq, a predicted model, not a curated record
CGUAGCCUAUCACCCUUCAAAAAAAGAUAACACUUCAAGUCGUGAUAAACGUCGUAUAAAGUACUUCUUCAUCCAGACAAUCAUUCAUCUAUGUCUGAGACAGCUUCAGCAACCAAUGGAACCCAUAAUAUUCCCAAUGGUAACAGCGCAGUUGCUGAAGCAAAGGGCUCUCCCGCAACUUACAGUGCACCCUCCCGCGUCACUCUUCAUCUCGGUCAUCUGCCAAGCAAGAAAGAUAUCAAGGCCCCGUGGCCGCGCACGCCCUCACGGGUUGACCCUAACAACCCGCCGUGGCCGGCCUAUCGUGGUUAUCACGAGUACUCCUUCGCACACGCAACAAUGGGCGUUCGUUUACCCACCAUCCUUGGCAAAGCUAUAGAUGAUGCGUCCAGAACUCUUAACGAGCAGUAUGCCGAAGAUAAGAUUGUUGACCUUGUAGAAUCUUUGGAGAGAAUGGACGCCCUCAUGGCCGACCUCAGUGGAAAUGCAAAGUUAAGACCAAUCGUUGACGAUGGUGAAGGUGAUGUCGCCCUAUGGAAUAAGGAAAUCGCAAAGUAUUUCCAGGGCAAGGAUUUCAUGAAUGCACCUUGGUUAUUCGCCGAGGCCUAUAAGUACCGUCGUCUGCAUGAGUGCUUCAGUGUGAGCAAGUACUGGAAAGACUAUGAUGUCUUCUACCGUCAAAAGUGUGACACUUUUUCAAGAUCGACAGAUGCUGUCUUUGAGUUGUCUAUGCGCUUUGCUGAGCCUUUCAAGCAGUCAGAGAACAUGUCAGUCAAAGAGAAAGCAGAAAGCGAGAGACUCAUGUUUCUAGAGUUGACUCAAGUGUGUUUGUGGGGAAACUCGACCGACCUUUCACUCUUGAUCAACAUGACGGAAGAACAGAUUAAAUCUCUCCAGUCAACAGGAGGCGAUCACCUCGCUGCCACUGAGAAGAAUAUUCUUGGCAACCAUCUAAACCAGCUUUGGGAAGCUGUCAAGGUCCUCCGCGAAAAGACUGGUGGACGAAUUGACUUCGUGUUGGAUAACGCCGGCUUUGAAUUGUAUUGCGAUUUCGUAUACGCUGAUUUUCUCAUCCAGACUGGUCUGGCUAAACAGAUUCGAUUCCAUGGCAAGCGGUAUCCAUGGUUCGUGUCUGAUGUGACCCGGAAAGAUUGGGACUGGUUGCUGAAUACCAUGGUGUACGGGCACUUGUUCCCGAAAGCCUCGGAGGUUGAGCGAGAGUCGCUACGGAGACUCGGGGCCCGAUGGAAGCAAUACGAGAAAGAUGGUAGAUGGCAGUACGAGCAACAUCCUUUCUGGUGCACUGGAUAUACGUUCUGGGACCUUCACAGCGAGGCGCCGGAUCUCUUCCUACACCUAUCUCGCGCAGAUCUCGUCUAUUUCAAAGGUGAUCUGAACCAUAGGAAGUUGACGUAUGAUUGUGCUGCACCAGCCAGCAUUCCAUUCGACAUUGCAAUUGGACCGAUGGCCAGUGCCGCUGGAGCUCCAAAGAUUUGCAGUCUACGGACAAUCAAAAGCGACGUCGUGGUUGGACUAGGAGACGACGGGGACGCCAUAGCAGAGAGGUUGGACAAGGAAGAGCCAGGCUGGAAGAUCAGCGGGAAAUAUGCUGUUGUGCUCCUGUCAGAAGGUCGACCCGGGGAGAAAGUGCGGUUUGCUUGAGUGAAGUGAAUUUCACGAAUAGCUGCACCAUCCGGGUGCCUGUCUCUCCUGUGUGCCGGGACUUCGUUGUUGAUUAUCCUAUCAAUUGGACUCGAGAGCACUGUCGGUAGAAUUUGGGUAGAAUGCUGCCAUAUCUCCGUCCUUUGCACAUUGCACAAGUAUGCCAUUCCCACUAUCAAUUGCUAUUUUUGUCACUGUAUUCAUUUAUGAGAUACUUAUAUGCUGUCAAUUUCACCGCUUUGAGAUGUAGGACA